This is a messenger RNA of Cylindrotheca closterium, 642 nucleotides long. Lineage: Eukaryota; Bacillariophyta; Bacillariophyceae; Bacillariales; Bacillariaceae. The record is from the annotation of a GenBank genome assembly.
AUGGGCAUAGUGGUUGACUUGUUAGUUUUCGUUCUCUGCGGAGCUGCCCUCUGUUGUCAUGCAAUCAUGUUGGCAUCGUGCGCACUCUUGAGUCUAGAUGGAGAGACGUCCAAUGGAAGUUAUGGUCUCUUCUUUUUGAAUUUGCCUGACUCGGGAACAGAUACAUGUACAGAAAUGCGAUUCGUCGACGAAGUCAGUGGAAGAUAUGGAGACGAUGGAAUUAUCUGGCAACCAAGACAAGACACUUAUCUACGAGCUGCGCAGAUCGGUUCCUCAUUUGCAUUUGGGUGCGGCUUUGUGCUAGUAAUGUUCAUUUUUUGCCGACAAUUCUGCUGCCCCUUACCUUGCACCGAGUUUCUGAUGGACGUUUGUUGCUUGGCGAUUCAAGUUGGUUUGGGCAUGGUUUACCUAUUGUGGAUUUCAGAUGGAUGCCACUAUUUUGAAUGCGAUAUCGGAGAAGGAAGUUAUCUUCUCAUUGUGGCCCAAGCCUUGUGGUUCCUUGCGGCUUGUUUUACCAAGUGCAUGCGACCAAGUGCCUUUCAACGAAGAAAGAUGGCCGAAGAGGAAGCGAAAAAGGUCGAAGAGGAAGAGAAAAAGGCUGAGGAAGAGGAAGCGAAGAAGAAGGACCCUGAAGAUGCAUAA